UGGGGAGCACCCCGGCUCCACAUCCUGCCCCGCAAAAGGCAGCUUCACCAAAGUGGGGUAUUUCCAGCUUUGUGGCUUUCACUUCCACAUCUACCAAGUCGGGGGGAGUGGCCUCCUGUGGACGAAUCAGGUUUCUCCCCAGCACCAACUUUAAGAGGUGAGCCAGGGGUUCAGGGUCCCAUAUACACAGCAGCAGCAGCAGCAGCAGCAGCAGGAACUGUUGGGAAGAUCAGAAGCCAGAGUCAUGGACGACCAGCGCGACCUUAUCUCCAACAAUGAGCAACUGCCCAUGUUGGGCCAGCGCCCUGGAGCCCCUGAGAGCAAGUGCAGCCGCGGAGCCGUGUACACAGUCUUCUCCAUCCUGGUGGCUCUGCUCCUGGCUGGCCAGGCCACCACCGCCUACUUCCUGUACCAGCAGCAGGGCCGGCUGGACAAACUGACGGUCACCUCCCAGAACCUGCAGCUGGAGAAUCUGCGCAUGAAGCUUCCCAAGCCUGCCAAGCCUUUAAGCCAGAUGCGCAUGGCCACCCCACUGCUGAUGCAGGCGCUGCCCAUGGCGGGCCUGCCCCAGAAGCCCAUGCAGAAUGCCACCAAGCAUGGCAACAUGACGGAGGACCAUGUGAUGCACUUGCUCCUGAAUGCUGACCCCCUGAAGGUAUAUCCGCCGCUGAAGGGGAGCCUCUCAGAGAACCUGAAACACCUUAAGAACACGAUGGAGACCAUGGACUGGAAGGUCUUUGAGAGCUGGCUGCACCAUUGGCUCUUGUUUGAAAUGAGCAAGCACUCUCUGGAGCAAAAGCCCACUGAGGCUCCACCAAAAGCACUGACCAAGUGCCAGGAAGAGGUCAGCCACAUCCCUGAUGUCCACCCGGGUUCGUUCCGUCCCAAGUGCGACGAGAACGGCAACUAUCUGCCACUCCAGUGCUAUGGGAGCAUCGGCUACUGCUGGUGCGUCUUCCCCAACGGCACAGAGGUCCCCAACACCAGAAGCCGCGGGCACCAUAACUGCAGUGAGUCACUGGAACUGGAGGACCCAUCGUCUGGGCUGGGUGUGACCAAGCAGGAUCUCGGCCCAGUAGCCAUGUGAGAACGGCAGAGGUGGUCUCCAGCAUCCCACUGGCCCUGCACAGCCACAGCUUUCUUGCUCCCUUUGGCCCCCAGCCCCUCCCCCAUCUCCCACCCUGUACCUCAUCCCAUGAGACCUGGUGCCUGGCUCUCCGUCACCCCUGGACAUGACAAACCAAGUCGGAACAGCAGAUAAUGAUGCAGGAGGGCCCUGCUGCCCAAUCUCCAUUUGUCAACAGGGGUGUGAGGUCCCAGGAGGUAGCCAGAAGCUAGACAGACAUCACAGCAGCCUCUGACACGGGGCUCCGAGAUCUAGGCCCAUGAAUGAGGUGGGAAGGCACAGGGAGAAGGGAUAACCCUACCCCCAGACCCCAGGCUGGACAGGCUUGCUGUUCUCUCCCCUCUGGCCUUCGGCCUCAGCUUUCCUAGCCUAUCUACCUGUAGGCCAAGCCACUCUCUUCCCUUUCCCCUCCAUCACUCCCCAAGAAAGAGCCAAGAUUCCCUACCCAUAAUCCUUUCUGCUGACCCCUGGUUCCCUCUGCUCAGUCGAGCUUGUCAUCAGCUCUCAGGGCCAUAGCUCAUGUUAGAAUAAAAAGUAGUAAGUAGAAA
Messenger RNA from Callithrix jacchus (white-tufted-ear marmoset), 1674 nucleotides. The record is from RefSeq and is a predicted model, not a curated record. NCBI's taxonomy places the organism in Eukaryota, Metazoa, Chordata, Mammalia, Primates, Cebidae.